AGUGCUAAUUAUUCAUGAUGUUCAAUUACGUAAUUAAUCUUAAGACGAAAAAUAAAAUUAUUUCGCUUCGCUAACGGUAUUAAAUCUGACACCAAGGUACACGCCUCAACAGUACUGAAUUACAGAGGCACUACAACUUGGAAGUUUAACAUGAAUAUUUCCGGAUUUAACAUUUUAUUAGUUUUGGGGAUUUUGGUGGCAAGCACAAGCCUAGUCAGGGCACAAGGUUGUUCUGUCGAAUGUGAUGGAGCUUCGUCCUGUUUUAGAACCUACAACUGUACACACUUUGAUCAGUGUUAUCCACUCGACAGUGGGUGCUCAUGCACUCGUCUCAUGUGUUCCUUUGGAACAUUUUACAGCCCAGCUUCCGGUGUGUGUGACACCGUCUCCAAAGGACUCUGUGAUGCUGAUCCUUGUUUGAGCAGAACAGUCGGAGAAGAUUACAGUUACCCGAGUAACUUUAACUGUCGCAGCUUCUAUCAGUGUAGCAAGAGCGGACGUUCUGUCCCUAUGUGCUGUCGAGACAAUUACCGAUAUGAUUAUGACACACAACAAUGCAGGCCAGAUAAAAGUUGCAACAUCUCGUGCAGUCAACGGGAAGGUCAGGAAUAUUACAACGAUUAUAACGACCAGAUGCAGAAAACAGAUCCAUACGAUUGCUUUUUGAGGCCUGUUGUUGGAAAACCCAGCAAAUAUUACAACGAAGUGGCAAAGAUGGAGCAAGAUUGCGCAGAGUCAACCUACUAUGUUCCAGAAAAAUGUGGUUGUGAUAAUUUAGCAGUAGAUAUUGGAGUACGCCGACCAAUUUGCCGAGCGUUGUUUAGCAUAGACUUUCUAAAUGAAACGGUAUCCAAUUAUCGUGACGAUGUUUAUAUGGAAUCAGAUAGGGUAAAAAUACAUAAAUCGGAAGUCAAGGGGAUUCAAUAUGGACAGUUUAAUGGACGAGAUUCUCACAUCAAAUUACCUUAUCUCAGGAGCAAGUCCUUGGGUAAAGCUUUCGUUCGAAUUCGUUUCUAUACCGCAGUCGGAAGUGGAGUUCAGGACCAGGUUUUAUUUUCUAACUGUGACGCCAUAGAUGGGAAAGAUAUGGAUCUGUAUUCAAAGCCUUCUUUUGCCAUUAUUAUCAACAAGCCCUCCAAGUUAUUAUCCUUCAUCGCCCAAACGGAUAAUCAAAACAAAACUAUUAUUCGACUUCCUUACUUGGACGAUGCGUGGAACAAUGUAGAGAUGAUGUAUGACGGCAAAGUACUAACGGCCCGUGUCAGAGCUUUAAAAUCAAAAGGAGAAAGGGUAGAAGAAAUGGACAGUAAACCUUUAACAGGAAGGGUGAUCGCUCCAAAACAGAAUCCGAAAUUAGGACGAUGUACUGCUGCAGAUGCAUUUUUAGGAUAUAUGGAUAUGGUUUGUAUUCAAUUUUAUCACGUCUUUAUUUUGUCCCACAGAGUGACUAUUUUUUGGUAAAGCCCAACGUUUUUAAGUCUAUUUAGAAGGCUAUUAGCUGUGUUUAACUGUUUUAUAAUGCAUGUUUUGUUAAUUGGUGACUUGGUUGCCUAUUGUUUAACGUCCAUCUCGAGAACAUUUCACUCAUAUGGAAACAUCAUCAUUGACGAUUUAAUCUCUCAAGUGAUAAUUCAUUGUUCGUAAUUCUAUAUCUAAUAUCUAUUUGAUGGAUCCUUCCGAGCAUAUAAACUGGAAUGUAGGCAUGUUGCUGUAUUCAAUGAAAGUUCAAUAAAACCAUUCAUAGUGGCGGGGAUUUUGAAAAUUCAAAUACAAGAAGCGCGAAAAAUAUAGCCCUACGUCAAAAUGAAGACGUUAAAGAUAAGUAGUGAAUGCUCCUUCACCAACCGCCCAGCAUAAAAGUGAAAGGCGUGGUUCUUUCGGACAUGACCUUCAAAUUGGAGGUCAAGGUGGAUUUUGGCAUGAAGGCAUGAGUCGUUCAGACAUGGCCUUCAAAAUGGAAAUUAAAGAACUUUCAAUGUUAAGGCGUGGGCGCCAUGCAUAUAUCAACCUUUGUGGAAGUUCUCCUUAGGUUAAUGACGUAUCUACCUGAAAACGCAAAACAACAUAAACCAUUUUUCACAUAUUGAACACUAACAAUUUGCUUAUCAUCUCUAAUGAUUCAAAAAUAUGUUCGAUUAUAUUGAAUAUCAAAAAUGCAUGGACUUUAAAAGAACGCCUAUUUCGCAAUGUAUUGUUUUGUGUACAUAUUAAAAUCACACAUUUCAUGCUCUUACAUAUUUAAAACCGGUAUGAUAGUAUUGAUAUUUGAAUUUUAAUAAUAUUCCAUGUUUUUUAACAUUUCAGGUGAAGGUUUUCGACUGUGUACCAGUUUAAGAUUUGGUAACUCAGUAAAACUGUAUCAAAAUCACCAAUAUAUAUGAACUAUAGACAUCGCUGUAUGUAAAUCAAAGUUGUAUCAUUCAUACCUGAUGAAAAUCGGAUAUUACACAAUUGUUCAUGUACAUACGAUAAUCAAUACCUCUAAAUAUUGAAUGAAUGAGAUGACGAUGUAAUGUUUGAUGUCGAAUACUGAUUUGUAUAUACAUGUGUAUUUAACGAUGGUUGAUGCUAUAUACAGUGGCAAUGGAGUGUAUGAGAUAGACAUGCAUAUCCAGAUGAUAGAAUGCGAUGUCAAAUAUUAGUGACGUGAAUAUAAAUCUUUAGAUAAGGCGUCCUAGGACGAUUGUCAAAGGGAAACCAAUCUAAGGUUCAUUUGAUCUUCAUAUGCCGUAUUUAUUGUAUGUUUUAACACACAUAUAUAUAUAUAUGAGUUUGUGCUGCAUCAGAAAGCUCAUGUUUGUAAAUUCAUUCAAAUGUUGUAAUAAAUAUAUAAAACUAU
Molecule: messenger RNA, 2839 nt
Organism: Ostrea edulis (European flat oyster)
Lineage: Eukaryota; Metazoa; Mollusca; Bivalvia; Ostreida; Ostreidae
Exons: 8
Coding region: 151-1461 (436 amino acids)
Cellular component (GO): extracellular region
Molecular function (GO): chitin binding
Source: RefSeq, a predicted model, not a curated record